Molecule: messenger RNA, 912 nt
Organism: Aegilops tauschii subsp. strangulata
Lineage: Eukaryota; Viridiplantae; Streptophyta; Magnoliopsida; Poales; Poaceae
Source: RefSeq, a predicted model, not a curated record
AUGGCGAGAAAGCGGAAGGGCGCCGGCGACAAUACUGAGCCACGGCAGCGGCGUCCGCGUGUAGCGCCGCCGGAGACUACAGCCGGCCCGCAGGCGCCUGCAGCAGGCGAUUUUCCAGGCCCGUCUUCCCUGCAAGGGCAGUUCGCUCUGCUCAGGGGAUUCGAUCCUCUGCUGGGAAAUCCAGGGCGGACGGCGACUUCGCAGGCGCUCGCACGGGUGUCGUCGGCUACCGUCAACGCCCAAGGCUUCGGUGGAGGUCUCAGUCGCGGCGGCGGGUUGGCACGGACGACGAUGCUCCGGCAGUCGCUGCGCAAUGCAUAUCCAGACGCUGGGAGUGCGCCCUUCGGCAUCCACGCGGCGAGCGGCCAGAACCAGAUCGCCAACUCCGGUGCCUCUUCUUCCCAGUUCGCUGGAGGUGGGGGCGGGGGCGGGUCAGGGUCGGGGUUCGGGGGAUUCUCUCAGUUUGCCGGUGGAAUCCACGCGCCGACUGGCUAUGGUUUCUCCGGCGGGGUAAUAGGGCAGCCGCACGGCAACUCCAGCGGGCCUUCUUCCGCAGGUCUAAGGUGCUCUGAUUGCAAUGAGCUCACGACGGGGCAUCUGGACUCGGUGCCCUUGUGCCAGGCUUGCUACAGCAAGCGCUUCACCGUCAACGCCGGUGCGCAUCAGGGUCGCAUUCCAGAUCCAGCCGGUGGCAUCCUCGCGACGGCCAGCGGCGGGAACCAGACGGGAGCAGCGCAGCCGCACGGCAACUCGGGCGGGGAUUGCCACGGGCAGACCCGAUACGUCCCCAGCUGCGUCGCUGCGCGUCAGGGUCAGCAGGCCCCCGAUCUCGACCUGGACCUCCGCCUCAGCCAGCCUUCUUCCAAGGCUUGCAUCUACAACCACCGAAGCGACGAGAACAGAACAGCAUGA